AUUAUCAUCAGCUUGGAGAAUUACUGAUAGAGCGAGAAGGAGCACAAAAACUCCACCGGUGAAGGAACGUCCGUUGAAGUUUACACCAUCUGCAUCUCCAUACUUCACUCUGAGGCAUGUCUCAGAGGAGUAAAGCAUCAUCGAGUCAGAGCUCCUCCUCUCGUCCCUCCUCUGCCCAUGAAACCCCCCCGCUGCGCUCGGCUCUAAAGCACGGCUCUAAAGACUCAAAGGAUUCAUCUCAGAAAGCAUCUCACUCUGCCCAGCGCCGCCGGCGGAGCUUCAGCCAGGGCUCCGUCUAUUUACCCUACCUCAACGCACUGUUCGGACAGGAUAGAGAGCUGAUGCCGGAGGAGCUGGACGAGCUGCAGCAGGCCUUUAAGGAGUUCGACUACGACCAGGAUGGAUACCUGCACUACAAGGAUGUGGCCGACUGCAUGAGGACGAUGGGAUACAUGCCCACAGAAAUGGAGCUGAUCGAGAUCAUCCAGCAGAUCAAGAUGAAGUGGGGUGGUCACGUUGAUUUUGACGAUUUCUGUGAGCUGAUGGGCCCCCGCAUGCUGACGGAGACGGCGCACAUGGUGGGACUGAGGGAGCUUCAGUGCGCUUUCAAACAGUUUGACUGUAACGGUGAUGGGCGGAUCAGUUUUGAUGAGCUGAAGGAGUCGAUGAAGACGCUGCUGGGGGAGAAGCUGAAGAAGGGCGAGCUGGAGGAGAUUCUGUCUGAUAUCGACCUCAAUGGAGACGGAACCGUUGAUUUUGAUGAGUUUGUAAUGAUGCUGUUGGCUCGAUAGCUGCAUUUCGGGGAGCGUCCGAGAAUUUUUGGCUUGGAAUGGAUCAUUCAUCAAGCAUUUAACUGCUGCACUGCAUAUAGAGCACAUUUCAUUCGCUAAAUAUGUUUAAAUCCUGAAGUAAAUAAAGGGGUUUUAUGGCUAA
Pygocentrus nattereri (red-bellied piranha) is the source of this 933-nucleotide messenger RNA. RefSeq names its product calcium binding protein 4 (gene cabp4). The coding region runs from base 117 to 791 and encodes 224 amino acids. Lineage: Eukaryota; Metazoa; Chordata; Actinopteri; Characiformes; Serrasalmidae. The record is from RefSeq and is a predicted model, not a curated record. Gene Ontology annotation, molecular function: calcium ion binding. The transcript is spliced from 8 exons.